Molecule: messenger RNA, 1695 nt
Organism: Chara braunii
Lineage: Eukaryota; Viridiplantae; Streptophyta; Charophyceae; Charales; Characeae
Source: the annotation of a GenBank genome assembly
CUCCGACGUUCCCAGGAGAGUAGUUUAAUCAACCGCGGUCGAAUUGGUGGAAGGUCAAUCAGGAAAAGCUAGAUAGAUGCUAUGCUUGUACUGUUGCUGAUGAAAAACGGGACGCGAAGAUGAAGCUAGAGGAGGAGAACAUCAAGAAAUUGAAGGAGGAGGAAGAUAGGAAAGAGGAAUGGAGGAAGGAGUGUGCGCGCCUCGAAGAGGAGAUGGGUGCACGUCUUGACAAGCGCCUGGAGAAGGUCUGUCCCCAUUUGAUCAACAAGGAUGAUGGUAUGGUUAGCCCAAACGAGGAGUUGGUGGAGCUGAAGAAGGAGAACGAGAAGUUGAGGAGGUUAUUACUUGGGGAUGAUAAUCAUGCGGAUGAGGACAAGAUGAUGAGGUUGCAACGGGAGAUUGCGGGCUUGCGGAGGCAAGUUGCCGAGAAAAAGUUGGCGGAGGAUGAUAUUUUUGCACUACGGCAAGAGAUCGACCAACUGCGGGGUACGACCUUGGUAAAGACGAACUUUGAACAAGAGAUUGCUGGACUUAAGAAGGAGAUUGGAUUAUUGGGGGAAGUUGGUACUCAGGCUAGGGAGGAAGCUGAGUUGUGGAAGGGGGAAGCUCUUCGACCCAGGAACAAGCGGGGCUGUUAUGCGGUCGGCACCCGAGAUUGUGCCGUGAGGGGAUCGCCUAAACCUAGGUGGAUGGAUAACCUACGCGACAAUGACAAAUGGAAACAGGAGUACUUCAGGAUGAAGGAGAAACACCGGGUUGCCAGUUUCGAGGCGGAAGUACUAAAAGAGAAGCGUGCUAAUGCAAAGGCGGAGGUCAUCAAACUUCAGGAUGAAAUGGGAAAGUUGUCGGUUAUCAGUGCUUCUGAUCAAACAGAGUGCGGUGACACCAAUUUGAAAUCUCGACUGGAAGCCGUUGCUAAUCGAUCGGUUAGGAAAGGCGGGAAAGCUACCUCGAUGAGGGAGGGUUGUAGUCAAGCCGACGGAGCUGCCGAAGUCAAUGAACGGUUUGCCUUUAUCGAAGAGCAGAAGAAGUGCCUUCGUCAGUACAAGAAGUCUACAUUAGAAAUCCAGUGUAAGGAGACAGGUUUGAAAAUGGGCAUGGUUAAGCCUAUGAUUGCCGAAUUAGCUGAGUAUCAUGCGGACAAGGCCUUUGGGAAGCAUGCAGACAUAGGUAAGACGACUGUUCCUGUGGAGGUCUCGAACGGCUCGGCUACUAAGAAUGCGGUCUCUGCGGCUGACGAUGAUCGUUUUGUUGAGCUCUAGGAAGGUCUCCCGGACGUGACGCAUUGUGGAAGUGGGCUUGUUGGUGUAGGGAUCGAAGGAGUAGGUGUUUUUCUGUUCCCUGUGGUUCGGACUCGUCUGAUGGUUUUUGUGGUCGUUUGAUUCGGGGUAAGCCUGCUCAUCUGUUUUAUUUGCGGGAUAAGGAGUUCAGUGCAUUCUUUCGUGGCAUUGUGAUUGAUUUGAUUUUGGCAGGAUGUGUUCCAUGGGCAGGAAAAGUGCGGAAUUAUUUGGAUGAAUUGAUUCGUAGUGGCUUUGACUUUGAAGUAUGCGAGGGUCCGUUGGUAUAUCUCUUGGUUUCCCCUUGGUCCAGACAUACGUAUGUUGGGUCUGCCUCCCGUUCCCUUCCGGCUCGCUGGAAUGAGCAUGUCUACCGCUGCCUGGAUCACGAUGUGAUCGAUAAAGGUAAGAGGAAUGA